This is a messenger RNA of Mollisia scopiformis, 1100 nucleotides long. RefSeq names its product PAP2-domain-containing protein. The transcript is spliced from 4 exons. Gene Ontology annotation, molecular function: phosphatidate phosphatase activity. The record is from RefSeq and is a predicted model, not a curated record. Gene Ontology annotation, biological process: phospholipid metabolic process. Bases 1 to 984 code for a protein of 327 amino acids. Lineage: Eukaryota; Fungi; Ascomycota; Leotiomycetes; Helotiales; Mollisiaceae.
AUGGGCGCUCCUCACCCUUCCAACUUCCUAUCACUAGAUCCUGUUCUUCCAAGUAUCUUCACUUUCCUACAAGACAAUGGCGCUGCCAUCCUAUUCGAUUUUCUCUGUUGCAUUACGCUCUCAGCCGUAGCAGCUAUCGUCCACUUUGCUCCAAACUACAAGUCAGAUAAUCGCAUUGUACCUGUGAACCUCGGGCCUUCUGAUCAAAUUAUGUUUCCCACAGAGCUGCUUUACCCAUACAAGGAGCCGCUGGUUUCUACUUUAGUACGACGCUUUCGAGAUUACCGUGCUGCAACAACUGGUCUGGUGAAGACUGUACUCGCUGCAACGAUUGUAUCUGAGACGGUCAAGCACUUCGUGGGGGGCUUUCGGCCUCACUACAUUGAGGUCUGUCAGCCAGACCUUACACUGCUCACUAGUGUCAACACUACUACCUCGAACGCAACUUGGUGGAUGGGACCGGCAGCAUGUACAGGAGAUAAGGCCAAGGUCCUCAACGCGUUAUGGGGCUUUCCGAGCGGUCACUCUGCCACUUCAUUCGCUUCUUCUGUCUUUAUGGCCCUAUACCUUAAUGGCAAACUGAAGCCAUUCUCUGAUCUUGCACCAGGGGUCUUAGACCUUGCGAUUGUCCUCUCUCCACUCCUGCUUGCGUCGCUGGUAUCUGGUUCGCAAUAUGUAACGCAUCAGCAUCAUGCCCAUGAAGUCCUAGUUGGGAUGCUCAUUGGCACAGUCAGUGGACUGUGUACGUACAGAGCUCGCUAUGCUGCUAUUUUCAACUUCAGGAACAAUCACAUCCCUCUCCCGGCAUUCCCGUGUACGAUCGAUGAUCAACAGAACGAUCAACAUCUAUGUCAGCCGGCGUGUGACGAGAAGCUUCCCACAAGAAGAUGGUGGGCGAGGCUUUCUGAAAAGGGGGGGAAUCUUACGUUGGGAGAUGGCUACCCCGAGGUGCCAAGACAACAAAGACGGUGUUUAGUAUGGUAGUAGCUUCGAGAUGAGAACCCGAAUGGUCUUCAUAUAGGAUCCUAACCCAGCUCGUCAAUGUACGCCAAUGACAGUCAAGAACAUCGCCGGCAUAUAGCCAUGCUACUAAAGAUAGG